Messenger RNA from Triticum aestivum (bread wheat), 1625 nucleotides. RefSeq lists its product as uncharacterized. The transcript has a single exon. Lineage: Eukaryota; Viridiplantae; Streptophyta; Magnoliopsida; Poales; Poaceae. The record is from RefSeq and is a predicted model, not a curated record. Bases 134 to 1390 code for a protein of 418 amino acids.
GCCGUCCAGGUUGCUCCGCAUCUGACCUUGAGCAACGGAGAGAAGCUAAACCCUCGGGUCUCGGGACGCCGCCGCGCCGUCUCAACUCUCAAUCCACGCCGAUCUCAAGCCACGUCUCCGGCGAUCUUCUGGCAUGUCUUCAUCGAGGAGGAUUAACAGGGUCGUGCUGAGGAAGCACGUCCCGAUCUUCGAUGCCGAAGAAAAAGAGCAGGAGAACGCGAUCCUCGCCCGCGCGACCAAGGAUUGGGCGGGCGUCAAGGACGGGUCCUGGAUACUGGACCAGUUCUCCCUCGACGCGCACCUCGUCGAGCCGCCGGAGCUCUCCACCUUGUACGUGCGUGCCAAGAUCGAGGCCCGGGAGCGCGGAAUCAAGUGCAUCUUCGAGUCCAUGGCGGAGAACUUCAUCCUCAUGAGGCUGCUGUUGGGCGACAGGGAUUAUGGGCUCGUCUACGACGGCGCCAAGAACACGCUCUCGCUGCUCCCCCGCGUCCCCGGCGCCAACACGAAUUACUUCAUGGCCUGCCUCAUGACGCCCACGGUCUUUCCUGUGCCCUUCGAACUCCUGGAGCGGCCCGCCGUCCUGCCACGCAAGGACGGCUCCUACGAUCUGCUCAACGUGGGGUUCUUCUGGGAAAGGUACGAUGGAGGGUGGCAGUGGAGCGGGAGGGGCAUUCUCUUCCGGUGGUCGAGCCGUGGCCCUGCCGAGUGGACGAAGCAGGUGGCGCGUCUCAGCCCGCAGAUCCGGCUUCCGCGUGAACACCCCGAGCGGCCGUUGCACGAAGCAGACGUGGUCUUCACUUUCAAAGGGAAGGUUUUCUGGGCCGACCUUCUCCAUGGCGCCAUUGUCUGCGACAUGAUCUCCGCCGGUACCAGGGACGACGACCACGUGGAGCUGGAUCUCCCAGAGGAGUGCCAAGGGCGUGACUUCUGGAACAGCUGCCCCAACCCCAAGGAGCAUCGGACCAUGGGCCCAGUCAGGGACUCCAUAAAGUUCAUCUCCAUCGUCACUGCCGACGGUGAGACCCCCCGUGACAACACGCGCCCUGCCGACGUCGUGCUGCGGAGCUGGACUCUGGCGCCGGAUCUUCGCUCCUGGACGAGAGACGACGACAUGGAGCUGCCCUUGACGCUGCUCCUGGAAUCGGAAGCCUACAAGUGCCAGGGGCUGCCGGUCGCAGUGCCGCAGCACCCAUAUCUGAAGCCUGACGAGGAGGGUGUCCUCUACCUCUCGCUGGGAGAUUACUACGUCGACAAGAGAAGAAGGCCACGACUAUGCAUGAAGGUUGAGUAUCUGAUCAGCAUCGACAUGCGCAGGAAGUCUCUCCUGUUCCACAGCCACAUCAAAGAUGGGUUCGCACCGCCCAAAGGAAAAAUGAAUCGUCUGCUAUAGAUGGUACUUUGAAUCUGAAUUUAUUACUAUACUAUACUCCUAUAUGAUGUUAAUUUUUUUUUGCGACUGCUAUAUGAUGUUAUUUAAGCACGUCGUAUUAGUGUAUUUGGCAACCAAGUGAUGAUUCUAGUUAUACUAGCAUUCAUCUGUAGCUCAUCUUUUAAGUAUUUGGCAACCAAGUGAUAAUUCUAAUCUAGUUAGCAGAAUUGUCAAGAUGCAAACGAUCGGUGGCCCA